ACAGAGGUAAUUCUCCUUAUCUCUCUUUCUGAUAUUUACAUAGUUCUUGCAAUUGGGAUUCAUUUGAUUCUUCUUCUUCUUCUUAUUAUUAUUAUUAUGUUGUUAAAGAUUGCUUCUUUAUGAUCUCUUUAGUGUUCUUGUUCUUGGGAUUCAUUUGAUUCUUCUUCUUGAUAUUAUGGUGAAUUUGCAGUAAAUGCUACUACUUAUUGCCAUUCAAGAGCCCAAUGCAGUUUUUAUUGCUGCUGUAGUUUCUUGUGAAUUGAUACUUCUUGAGUCUUUGCCAAAGAUUAACACCUGCAGUGUUGUACCAUGUUGCUAGUGAACAAAAUAUUCCGGAGUCUGUUCUUAUCAGCAGUGAAGUUCUGUAACUUAAUUCCACCAUUCUCUUUCGGGUUCCGGCUGUUGCAAUUCGUCUUCACCCUUAGUUUUGAUGAUCAACUCUCUUUACUUGGACGCUGCGUUAAAUGUGUGGCUAUCAUUUACGAUCAUAUUGUUAAAAUCAAACAAGAAGUUGGAGCUGAACUGUAUGGUGAAGAUGCCAAUAUUACUGGAGAAGCUCGUUUGGAGGGCCGCGAACGCAUUAGGUAUACUCGAGGUCAGCUGCUGCAAUUGAAGGGAGAUAUUCUUAAACUCAAACAAGAAGUUGAAGCAGAACUGUUUGGUGAACAUCCCAAUCAAGAUCAUGCAGAUACCGACAGUGAAGCCUCUUGCUUUGGGAGCCGUGAUCGAGUUAGUUAUACUCGAGAUCAGCUGCUGCAAUUGAGGGAGGUUGUUAAUAUUUCUGAUCAUAUUCUUAAAAUCAAACAAGAUGUUGAAUCUGAACUGUUUGGUGAAGAUGCAAGUCGAGGUCAUGCAGAAACCGAUUCUCAUACUCGUUGUUCUGAAGAAGAUACCAACAGAAACGGAGAGUAUAAUGGGGAUGAACAACUUAGCUCGCAGUUUGCCAGAACUCAUAUAUCUCCCAACCAAGGGAUUGGAGGCUCUCGUGUUGAGGGUUGUAAAAGCUUUAGAUAUACUCUAGACCAGAUGCUGCAAUUGAGGGAGGUGGCUAAAAUUUCCGAAGAUGUUCUUAGAAUCAAAGAAGUUGCACCUCUACUAUUUCGUGAAGAUGCCAAUGUGCCAGCGCAGUCUCAGGCUCGUUGUUUCCAGCUGCAGUUUCCUACAACACAACAACAAUAUACCCUGUGGGAUCUGGACCAAGGGGAAGCAUUUAUUCCCACCUUAAUCAAACCCAAGCGGAAAAGAGCUCGAAGAAGAAAUCGUUCUGACAAAUAUCAUGUCUUGAAGACUGCGAAGGAGGUUGAUGAUAUCCUUAUAAUCAAGCAAGAAGUUGAAUCUGAACUGUUUGUUGAAGGGCGAGGUCGUGCAGAUGCCAAUGUGCAAGUCCAGCCUCAAACUCGUUGUUCUGAGACAGACGCCCAACAAAACCGAGAAUAUAAUGGGGACGAACAACUUAGCUCACAAUUUGCAACAACUCUAAUAUCUCCUAACCAAGGGGGAGGAUCUGCUGAAAUGCCAUGCUCGGCAGCGCAAAAAAGCAACUUUUCUGAUAAAGAUCAUGUCUUGAAGACUGUGAGGGGUAUACUCAACCAGCCAACUGCGAACAAAUUUGAUCUCCUCAAAAGUCAACUGAUUGCUUCAGAGAUAACGAAUGCAGACACUCUAUUUGGUGUUGUCUCCUUGAUAUUUAACAAAGCUGUACUGGAACCAACAUUUUGCCCGAUGUAUGCCCAACUUUUUUCCGAACUCUGUGAAAAGCUGCCUCGAUUUCCUUCUGAUGAACCUGGUGGUGGAAAGAUUACGGUCAAGCGUAUUCUGUUAAAUAGGUGUCAGGAAGCAUUUGAAGGUGCUGACAAACUGCGAAAUGAAGUGAGGCGAAUGAUGGCCCGUGAGCAGGAGUCAGAACACAAGGACAUAGAAAAAUUUAUCAAGUUGCGUAAUCUUGGGAAUAUUAAGCUUAUUGGCGAACUUUUUAAGCUAAGAAUGGUCGCAGAAAGUAUUGUUCGUUUCAUUGUUCAGGAACUAUUGAGCUGUCCGGAAGAAGAGAAUGUUGAAGCCAUUUGUCAGUUCUUCAUCACCACCGGCAAGCAACUUGAUGAGAACGAAAACUCAAGGUGCAUCAACGAUGUGUACUUUAAUCGGUUGAAGGAACUUUCAACAAGCCCUCAGUUGGUUCCACGGCUAAGGUUUAUGGUUCUUUAUGUGCUGGAUUUACGUUCCAAUAACUGGAUCCCUAGGUGGGAAGAGGUUGGAGGCUCUCGCGUUGAGGGUCGUGAAAGCUUUAGAUAUACUCUAGAUCAGAUGCUGCAAUUGAGGGAGGAAGUAUUUAUUCCCACCUUAAUCAAACCCAAGCGGCAAAGAGCUCGAAGAGGAAAUCGUUCUGGCAAAAAUCAUGUCUUGAAGACUGCGAAGGGUAUACUGAACAAGCUGACUCCGGGGAACUUUGAUCUCCUCAAAGGUCAAUUGCUAGAUGUAGGGAUAACGCGUGCAGACAUUCUAAAGGGUGUUAUUUCCUUGAUAUUUGACAAGGCUGCAUUGGAACCUACAUUUUGCCCGAUGUACGCCCAACUGUGUUCUUAUCUCAACGAAAAACUGCCUCCAUUUCCUUCUACUGAUGAACCUGGUGGCGAAGAGAUUACAUUCGAGCAUGUUCUGUUGAAUACUUGUGACGAAGCAUAUGAAGUUCUUGAAAAACUAAAAGAAGAGUUUAUGCAAAUGACAGCCCCCGAGCAGGAGUCAGAACGCAAGGACAAGAAAAAGCUGAUCCUAUCGCGCGCUCUUGGCAAUAAAAUGCUUAUGGAAGAGUUCAUUGUUCAGGAUCUGUUUUAGCACACCAUACAGAGGUUCUCUGCUAGAUAGAUCUGCAAAUUCAGCCCUGCAAAAUCGUUGAUAAUUCAUAAUAAUAUUGGUUUGAUCAACUUCUGUGAACUAUGUAAUGAAGUAUAGAAAAUCAACUGCUUUACCUAUGUACUUUUAUGGUUGUGGUAAAUUGGUAUCUUGUUAAUGGAAGAUUAGCACAGCCUAAA
Molecule: messenger RNA, 3026 nt
Organism: Capsicum annuum
Lineage: Eukaryota; Viridiplantae; Streptophyta; Magnoliopsida; Solanales; Solanaceae
Exons: 22
Coding region: 310-2829 (839 amino acids)
Cellular component (GO): eukaryotic translation initiation factor 4F complex
Molecular function (GO): protein binding; mRNA binding; translation initiation factor activity
Source: RefSeq, a predicted model, not a curated record